AUGGUCUUCAAUUUGCUGUUCAUAACCACGGUGAUAAAAUCCACCUUCGGUGUGGUCACAACAGGCCUGUGGCUAAUACCUCUACUCCUGGCCACCAUUACCUAUUACCGUUAUGACCAGGUGGAUCCCGAGUCUAGGGUAUUCGAUCAACCGAAUUUAUAUCCGGAAUAUGAUUUUAUUGUUGUGGGUGCGGGGUCGGCAGGAGCUGUGGUCGCCAAUCGUUUGAGUGAGGUACGCAAAUGGAAGGUGCUGCUGCUCGAAGCUGGUCCUGAUGAAAAUGAAAUAUCCGAUGUUCCCUCCUUGGCAGCCUACUUGCAGCUGAGUAAACUCGAUUGGCAAUAUAAGACAGAGUCGUCGAAUAAAUCCUGUUUGGGUAUGAAUAAUAAUCGCUGCAAUUGGCCAAGGGGUAAGGUACUGGGUGGUUCGAGUGUCCUGAAUUAUAUGUUAUAUGUAAGGGGUAAUCGCCAUGACUAUGAUCACUGGGAGGCUUUGGGCAAUGAGGGUUGGGGUUAUGAUAAUGUUUUGCAUUAUUUUAAGAAAUCGGAAGAUAAUCGUAACCCAUAUUUAAGUAAUAAUCCGUAUCAUGGUAAGGGAGGGUAUUUGACGGUGCAGGAGUCUCCUUGGCAUACACCCUUGGUGGCGGCAUUUGUAGAGGCCGGCACGGAGAUUGGUUAUGAAAAUCGUGAUAUUAAUGGGGAAUUGCAGACCGGGUUUAUGAUGGCCCAGGGUACGAUUAGGAGGGGUUCGAGAUGCAGUACCGCCAAGGCUUUUUUGAGGCCCAUAAAAUAUCGUAAAAAUUUCCAUAUGUCAUUGAAUUCUCAGGCCACAAAGGUGUUGAUUGAUGAGGCCACGAUGCGUGUCAAGGGGGUGGAAUUUGUUAAAAAUGGCAAGGUGCAAAGGGUCUAUGCGAAAAGGGAGGUAAUACUCUCGGCAGGGGCCAUUAAUACGCCACAGCUGAUGAUGUUGUCGGGUAUUGGCCCCCGGCAGCAUUUGGAGGAUUUGGGUAUCAAGGUAUUGCAGGAUUUGCCGGUGGGUGAAAAUAUGCAGGAUCAUGUGGGUAUGGGCGGGUUGACUUUUUUGGUUGACAAACCCGUUUCCAUUGUCCAGGAUCGAUUUAAUCCCACGGGUAUUACCAUGCAAUAUGUGUUGAGGGAAAGAGGACCCAUGACCACCUUGGGUGGUGUGGAAGGAUUGGCUUUUGUCCACACGCCCUAUUCUAAUCGCUCGCUGGAUUGGCCGGAUAUACAGUUUCACAUGGCCCCGGCUAGCAUAAAUUCGGAUAAUGGAGCCAGGGUAAAGAAGGUUAUGGGUUUGAAGGAGUCUCUCUAUCAGGAGGUCUAUCAACCCAUUGCCAAUAAGGAUGCAUGGAGCAUAAUUCCGUUGUUACUGAGACCUAGGUCUAGGGGUUGGGUUAGGCUAAGGUCGGCAAAUCCCUUUGCCUACCCUUUGAUCAAUGCCAAUUAUUUUGAUGAUCCUUUGGAUGUUAAGGUUUUGGUUGAGGGUGCCAAAAUCGCGUUGCGAGUGGCUGAGGCUAAGGUCUUCAAACAAUUUGGUUCGCGGCUGUGGACUAAGUCCCUGCCGAAUUGCAAACAACAUAAAUUUAUGUCGGAUGCCUAUAUUGAGUGUCACAUUCGCACCAUUUCCAUGACCAUAUAUCAUCCAUGUGGUACAGCAAAAAUGGGUCCAGCCUGGGAUCAGGAAGCUGUGGUGGAUCCUAGGUUAAGGGUAUAUGGCAUAAGGGGUUUGAGGGUCAUCGAUGCCAGUAUUAUGCCCACUAUAAGUAGUGGAAAUACCAAUGCACCGGUCAUUAUGAUUGGUGAGAAGGGAGCGGAUUUGAUCAAAGAGGAUUGGUUCCACAAUCCGGAAUAUAAAAAGGUGAAUGCCAAGAGAUAG
Molecule: messenger RNA, 1893 nt
Organism: Musca vetustissima
Lineage: Eukaryota; Metazoa; Arthropoda; Insecta; Diptera; Muscidae
Product: glucose dehydrogenase [FAD, quinone]
Exons: 1
Coding region: 1-1893 (630 amino acids)
Molecular function (GO): flavin adenine dinucleotide binding; oxidoreductase activity, acting on CH-OH group of donors
Source: RefSeq, a predicted model, not a curated record